CACCUGUCGGCUCUGCCUAGGGAUCCCAGGCAGAGCCUGCAGCGGGAGCCGCAGUCGCAGCCCCGGAGCAGCGCCGGGAGUGCGGCCGGAGCGUCGUGGGCUCCCGAACGCCAUGGCCGAGUUCCCGUCGAAAGUGAGCACGAGGACUAGCAGCCCCGCGCAGGGCGUGGGAGCGUCGGUGUCAGCGCUGCGCCCCGACUUGGGCUUCGUGCGCUCCGCCCUCGGGGUGCUCGCGCUACUGCAGCUGGUGCUGGGGCUGCUGGUGUGGGCCUUGAUUGCUGACACGCCAUACCACCUGUAUCCUGCCUAUGGCUGGGUCAUGUUCGUCGCGGUCUUCCUCUGGCUGGUGACAAUCGUCUUCUUCAUCAUCUACCUGUUCCAGCUGCACAUGAAAUUGUACAUGGUGCCCUGGCCACUGGUGUUAAUGAUCUUUUUCGUCGCUGCCACGGUUCUCUAUAUUACUGCCUUUAUCUCGUGUGCUGCCGCGGUCGACCUGACGUCCCUGAAGGGCUCCCGACCAUAUAACCAGCGCUCAGCUGCCUCGUUUUUCGCCUGCCUGGUGAUGAUUGCCUAUGGAGUGAGUGCUUUCUUCAGCUUCCAGGCCUGGCGAGGAGUGGGCAGCAAUGCGGCCACCAGUCAGAUGGCCGGGGGCUACUCUUAGGCCAGCCACGCUGUGGCCUCAGCUGCGGCCGGGUCUUAGCGCAGGGUCACCCUCAUCCUACCGGACUCAAGCUCUCUGGCACUCCUGAGGAAGAGGCCCAUGCGGGCACAGAAGAGCUGCCAAGAACCAGCAGUGGGGACACCCUCCUCCCACCCCCUUAUUCAGCAGGUGAUGGGGGAGGUGGGCUCUCAUGGACUUCAGUAUCCCAGGCUCGGCCACCCUUCUCAGCAGGCACUAAAUGCACUAACAGAUCCAGCCUCCGACCUGCCACAGUAUAAGCCUAACAGACAGCAGAUUAUCUUUGUUCCAGAAGCUAGGCAAGCCCCCAGGCUGCUCUGGUCCCACUCUCUCCUCCCCUGCCCCAAGCCAAAGUGUCACCUGCAGAGACCGUUAGAGGAAGAGUUGGGAGUCUUGGACUGGACUAUUUCAGUUGGCUUCAGGCAGUUUCCAAUGAUGGCGAGCCUUGCCAAGUCUCUCCCCUCACAUGUAACUCCCCCUUUGGGAAAGCUAGCAUUAGCUCAGGGUGCUUCCCCCAGGCUGCUGAUUAGGCACAAGGGACUUCAAAGAGGGGGGAGAAGGGAGCAGGGCCUUGCCUGGUGAGUUGUCAUGGGGUUGGUGGUGACUCUUGUUUGGAAUUAUUUUUUACAAUUGAAAUAAAAAUAGAAGUGUCUAUUUGGAAA
Molecule: messenger RNA, 1341 nt
Organism: Peromyscus leucopus (white-footed mouse)
Lineage: Eukaryota; Metazoa; Chordata; Mammalia; Rodentia; Cricetidae
Gene: Pllp
Product: plasmolipin
Exons: 4
Coding region: 113-661 (182 amino acids)
Biological process (GO): myelination
Cellular component (GO): membrane
Molecular function (GO): structural constituent of myelin sheath
Source: RefSeq, a predicted model, not a curated record